CCAUCCUCCCCCACCCCCAGCCCCCCAGCUGCCCCCCUCACCGCCCUCGUCCCCCUCCCUGCUCUCUGCUCCUGCCAGGGUGACAGCGGGAGGCCGCAGGCAGCGGCGCCGCCAUGAGCGACUUCAACCUCGACCGCUUCCGUUAUGAGAAGAAAACCGACGGCGGAGCGGCGAGUUCGCGCGGCCCAGAUCCGGCAGUGACCACAAUACCAGAGACGCCAGAAGGAAAGCAGAAGCAUAUUUUAUCGCAUUUCAAGAGAAAUGGGAACGGAAAAGGAGUCCUUUUUUUAGAAUCUGAAUCUGAAAAUGAAGAUCUACCUAAGAACAGUUCAUCAUGUUCGGAAAUGAAUGGAAAGACAAAGGAUCGUACUGAAAAAAUAAAUGGUGCUGUUGACGUACCAUCUGACAGCGUUUUGACAGAAGCUAAUGGGUCAUCUUUGGACUGCAGCGACACAUUUCAGAUCAGCACAGAUACGGUGAUCAGUACAGAUACCAAACUACAAAAACUGAGAGAGAUAUUUCCAAGUAGAUCUGUUGAUGAACUAAUGCAAGUAAUUGAGUCAACAAGUACAUUGGAUGCAGCUAUAGCUAUAAUCAUAUUUAGAGAACAAGCCACUCCUCGGAAAAGGAAACUGAGCACACUCGAAAAUAACAGUUCUGAUGAAAGUGAUGAUCUUCCUAUUUCCAUUGCCACAAAGAAGAAGAAAACUAAUCGACUUGAGUCACAAGAUUCCAUUGAAGAUUAUGAAAAAAAAGACUCUUUACUGAGAAAGCUGCACAAUAAGUUUCCAGGUUUAGAUAAAGAGGAGCUUAGGGAGGUCUUGGAAGAACAUGACUGGUCCUACUGGGAGGCCUUGGAAGCCUUGCAGGUGUUUGCCAAUGAAGAUUCAGAUGAAGUGCCUUGUGAGCCAGAACCAGAAAACGUAAAUGGAAAAGUUGCCAUCUCGAAUUUUAAAACACAGCCAAAAAAGAUAUCAGUGCAGUCAAAACCAACUGGAUCAAAAAAAGAACAGAACAAUAAAAUUAAAAAGCAUCACAAAGGACAAAAAGCUAGCAGAAUAGUUCGGAGGGACAGUAGUGAUUCUGAUGUGGAAUCGAUUAAUUCUGGUGGUGAUAGCUCCCUUGAUGAAAACUACAGCAGUGAGGGUGAAGAGGUUGAAGAUGAAUACAGGACUAAAAUUGUCAGUUUCCUGCAGGAUGCUACCGUGGAUGAACUUUACCUCAUACCUCAAUGUUCUUUGAAAAAGGCUCAGAAGAUUAUUGAACUCAGGCCUUUUAACAGUUGGGAGGCACUGUUUCAAAAGUUUAAAAAGCCACAUGGUUUGUCUGAAGACUUGAUAUGGAACUGCAAAACAGUAAUCAAGGAGCGGGCAGUGGUUCUUUUACUGAUGAACAGGUGUGCAGAAAUUUCCCAAAGGUUAGAAAAGCAAGUGACAGAAAUAACAGAAGAUGGGGGAAGUCAUAGAACCAUCGAACAGCCAGACAUCCUUAACAAAAGUUUGGAACUUAAACCAUAUCAAUUAAUUGGAUUAAAUUGGUUGGCCUUGCUGCAUAAGCACAGGGUGAAUGGUAUACUCGCAGAUGAAAUGGGCUUGGGGAAAACUGUGCAAGCCAUUUCAUUCCUUGCCUACCUGCACCAAGAAGGGGAUAAAGGACCACAUCUUAUCGUUGUACCUGCCUCUACCCUAGAUAAUUGGCUCCGAGAGCUUAGACAGUGGUGCCCUGAUCUAAACGUUAUUCUGUAUUAUGGAUCUUUAGAAGAGCGGAAGAUUCUCCGAUCUGAUAUUCUUCACAAGUUUGUGGGCUUCAGUGUAAUAGUCACAACGUAUACCUGUGCAAUCAGUAAUGCAGAUGAUCGCAGUCUCUUUCGACGUUUGAGGCUGCAUUAUGCAAUUUUUGACGAAGGCCACAUGCUGAAGAAUAUGAGUUCCAUUCGUUACCAACACCUCAUGACAUUUAAUGCUGACCAUCGCUUGCUAAUGACUGGGACUCCACUGCAAAAUAAUCUUCUUGAAUUGAUGUCUCUCUUGAAUUUUGUGAUGCCUAACAUGUUCAGCAGCAGCACCAGUGAGAUCCGCAGAAUCUUUUCAUCUAAACCGAAAAUCUUGGAGCAACAAAGCACUUUUGAAAAGGGGAGAAUUGCUCAUGCUAAGAAAAUUAUGAAGCCAUUUAUUUUAAGGAGAGUUAAAAGUGAGGUCUUGCAGCAACUGCCACCCAAACAAGAUCGAAUAGAAAUAUGCGCGAUGUCUCAUAAACAGGAGCAGGCAUAUACAGCCCUCUAUAAGAGAUUAAAGAAAUCUAUCAAUAGUAAUGUAAAAAAUGAGUUGUGCAACGUGAUGAUGCAACUUCGAAAGAUGGCAAACCACCCACUGCUCCAUCGGCAGUAUUAUACCACUGAGAAGCUUAGAAAAAUGGCCAUGCUAAUGAAGAAGGAGCCCACUCACAGAGAUGCCAAUCCCGAUCUCAUCUUUGAAGACAUGAUGGUGAUGACCGAUUUUGAAUUGCACCAUCUGUGUCAAGAAUUCAGCAGCAUACAGACAUUUCAAUUAGAAACUGACUUGCUGUUGGAUUCGGGAAAGUUCCAAAUAUUGGAGAAUGUACUCUCAACGCUCAAAGAGGAGGGUUCCAGAGUUGUUCUUUUUAGCCAGUUUACAAUGAUGUUGGAUAUUCUAGAAGUCUUCUUGAAGCACCAUAAGCACAGAUACCUUCGAUUGGAUGGCAAAACUCAAAUCUCUGACAGAAUCCACUUGAUCGACCAGUUUAACACGGAUAUGGAUAUUUUUAUCUUCCUGCUGUCAACCAAAGCCGGGGGCCUGGGCAUAAACCUUACCUCCGCCAACAUUGUCAUUCUUCAUGACAUUGACUGCAAUCCCUACAAUGAUAAACAGGCAGAAGAUCGAUGCCACCGAGUAGGACAGAAAAAGAUAGUGCACAUUGUUAAACUGGUUAGUAAAGACACGAUUGAAGAGUCCAUGCUUAAAAUUGGGGAACAUAAACUAAAACUGGAACAAGAAAUGACUUCAGCCGAAACAGGUGAAGGAAGCAUUCCAUUGAACAUGGCAACUCUAUUGAAGACUUCAUUGGGAUUGUAGUAAUACAUUUUCCUUUCCUGAAGACUUUAAGUGCCGUUGGGACAAGUAUGCUGAAGUCUGUGCGAAAUGCAAAGUGGAGAGUUUUAAAACUUUGAUCCGGCCAUUGGGAUGAUGUGCACCAAAAUCUUGUCUGUUGCAUUGUGACGUAGCAGGACUUUAAAUGAGGUUUUAAACGAGGAAAAUGAAUGAGUACAUUUUUAGUGAGAUAUACCAGUUCAUAUUCUCACUGCCACCAACCACAGCAGAUGCAAAGUGAACAUGAGUAUUAUUAUUGUAUUGCUGUCGUUCCACAGUUAAGCCACAAACUGACUUCUUUCAGCAGUAUAAUAUCAUUGAGCAAUUUGUGUCCAAUGCAAGCACGGGUACCACAACACUACAGUUCAUUCCUGUCUGUAUUUGUCUAAUCAAUGUGCCUGUAACUUUAAUAACUUUUUCAGACCACUUGGUUUUUGUUCUGAUAUUGAAUUCUCUUUGGAUUCUGUACUUCCGUAGAUUGACUUUCAUUGAACUCUGACAAGAAAUGUAGUGCUUAUUAGAACUGUAAACCUGCUGAGAAAAUGUUCUAAGCCCAUCGUUUCUAGAUUCUAUAAACACAUCAAGCAAAGAAUAUCUCAAUUUGUGGUCUCCUUAACAUUUCUGUGGACUUCCUACCUCAGCUGCAGUAAACUCUGUAUGGGCAUCAGUGUGCUCAUAAGUGGGAUUAUUCAUGUUACUUUGUACGUGCAUUGUGCUGACUACAAUUGAUGGGGCCAUAUUUGUUUACCUGAUCCUCUGUAUUGUUAGUAAAUGGAAAGGAGAAUUAAGUGCAAAUAAAGAUUCUGUUGUUUUAAAGUAAACACAGUACUAAAAACA
Messenger RNA from Leucoraja erinaceus (little skate), 3944 nucleotides. RefSeq names its product SWI/SNF-related matrix-associated actin-dependent regulator of chromatin subfamily A containing DEAD/H box 1-like. Gene Ontology annotation, molecular function: DNA binding; chromatin binding; ATP-dependent chromatin remodeler activity. Lineage: Eukaryota; Metazoa; Chordata; Chondrichthyes; Rajiformes; Rajidae. The coding region runs from base 114 to 3092 and encodes 992 amino acids. Gene Ontology annotation, cellular component: nucleus. The transcript is spliced from 23 exons. The record is from RefSeq and is a predicted model, not a curated record.